Messenger RNA from Lotus japonicus, 1050 nucleotides. RefSeq names its product high mobility group B protein 7-like. The record is from RefSeq and is a predicted model, not a curated record. Bases 207 to 833 code for a protein of 208 amino acids. The transcript is spliced from 8 exons. NCBI's taxonomy places the organism in Eukaryota, Viridiplantae, Streptophyta, Magnoliopsida, Fabales, Fabaceae.
ACUGAAGCAAUGGAUAGGAGGUAAAAAAAAUUUAGGCAGAGGCGCCAACUUGUGAACAGAAUCAUACAUAAGAAUGAAACAUCCUCAGUAGUUGUUUUUCUCAUCAUCAUCAUCAUCAUUCAGCAAAUGCUAACUAUGAUCAUCAACUUCACAAGUUUGAAGCCUUUCAAAACGACAACAACCUAGUACACUCAACGCUGCAUGCAAUGGUUUCCGCACCCCGAUUGAGAAAAAGGGUCUUUCCCCUUCUUCGUGCCCCAGAUGGAAGUGCUUUUCAAAUAUGUGAAUUAUGUGAGGUUUCUGUGGCUGUUGCUUUGGCUGAUUUGCACCACUGUGAAACCAAGAUGGCAUCCAAGAUUUUCAAGGGAAAGGAAUUGAUGCAGCAUUCCCCUGUCAAGGUGGAACCCAAGACCGAGGUAAAGCAGGAGAUGCAGGAUGAUGACCCUGAGGAGUAUGUCCCUAGCAGAUAUGAUCUGAUUAGGAACCAGCCCGUUUCGGCUUACCGUCUCUUUAUGGAACAAUUUAUGAAGGAUCAUGACAAUAAAAAUUAUAUUGAAGCUGAUAGGAUGGGGUUUGAAAAGUGGAAGAGCAUGUCCAAGCAGGUGAAGCUACCAUAUACUUUUCAUGCUUUUGCAUUGAAGAAUGAAUAUGUAGAUGAUUUGCUCCUGGAAGCUCAUCAGAUUGCAGAGGUGAGUGAUGAAGCUGAUUCAGCAUAUGCUGUGAAGGAUGAAAAGGUGAAUGAUGAAGCUGACUCAGUAAAUGCUGUGAAGGUUGAGAAGGUGAAUGAUGAAGCUGACUCAGUAAAUGCUGUGAAGAUUGAGAAGGAACCAUAAUGGUAUGGAAUUUGUAGUUUUGGACCACUGAAGGUCUAUUUGCAUCAUGGAGCAUGAAGAAUACAGUUCCGGGUUCUUUUUGGUGACAUGUGAUGUAAUACAGUUCAUACUUUUGGUGGAAUGUUAGUCCACAUUUAUAUAUAUUUUGGCAGUGUAAAUGCUGUAUUUUAUAAUGGAUACAAAUCUUUGAUGGAAAUGAGUCAAUUAUCUGUGAUGU